Gryllus bimaculatus (two-spotted cricket) is the source of this 316-nucleotide messenger RNA. The record is from the annotation of a GenBank genome assembly. Lineage: Eukaryota; Metazoa; Arthropoda; Insecta; Orthoptera; Gryllidae.
AGCCGCUGCUGAACCAGCGGAGAUGCUCGCGCAGCGCCUAAUUGCCGUGGCCCUGGCGGCCGUUGUGCUGGCCAAUGCUGCCACCGCAGCAGUAGGCGAUGCGCAGGAAGAAAUGGUUUCAGAAUUAGAUGAUUUUACUACCAGCCAAAUAGAAGUGGUAAACUUGCACAGAGAGAAAAGGCAGUCAAGAAGAAACCAAAAUAUUUUUGGGUUAUUGUUUCAACUCAUUGGUGAGACUCGACGUGAUAUUCAGAGGACGUUCAAUGAAAUAGCGCGAACUGUGGAGUCUGGUAUUGUGGACGAAAACACAAUCGUA